AUGCCUGAAGAGGCCUGGCGAAGCUUUUAUCACCUGUCGAAUCGAGGAUGGACCCGACCGGCGACCAAAAUUCGGUCCCGUCUGAAGAUUGCAGUGUCUUGGAAUACAUGGGCGUUGGUUCCCGAGGACCUAGGAAGGGACCGUCCAGGCGCUGGUCUCUAUCGUGAUUCCCCGAAGCUGCAGUGGGCCCACUGGGAGUUGACCCGGGAGGCUUCCCAUAGCGUGCAAUGGAAAGACGAUAGAUGA
Penicillium macrosclerotiorum is the source of this 246-nucleotide messenger RNA. RefSeq lists its product as uncharacterized. The transcript has 2 exons. NCBI's taxonomy places the organism in Eukaryota, Fungi, Ascomycota, Eurotiomycetes, Eurotiales, Aspergillaceae. The coding region runs from base 1 to 246 and encodes 81 amino acids. The record is from RefSeq and is a predicted model, not a curated record.